AUGGAGCUGACCCCAGUAAAGGAAACAAGGAAGAAGUGGCUUGAGUAUGAACCUGGGAGUCUCCCACAAACCCAGUUCCCUCGGAAAUCAACGAAGGGAGGACCAACGGCUGCUGAAGCUGAUUGCACGCCGCGACGACAGUCAUCUGCACUUGACUCCCAAACCGAAGAAGCAACCCACCGACAAAAUCACCCCAAAGCAAAGGAAAACGCCAGAAAGACCACCCCUCAAACCAUGUGCGAGCACGCCCGUCUAGAUAGUGCAAACCCAAAUCAACCUUCUGAUCUUCCGGAACUGAGUAAAGCAGGAAGAGUUCGGUACAUUUGCUCACCCACACAUGAGGAUCCAAGCCAGAGAAAUAGGGCAACUCGAGACGAUGAUAGGGAUCCACAAUUGACGGCCGACGCGGUUGAUGUCGGAAGUGCUGAUGAUCAGGGCGAUGGACGUAAUUGGGACGCAGUGGUGAGUGAAUCGGCGGUGCCUCCUGAUAAUCCGCCAUCGAUCCAAUUUGCUCGGAGACGACGAAGAAAGGCCGUCGUGGUGGUGGACGGUUGA
Molecule: messenger RNA, 555 nt
Organism: Linum trigynum
Lineage: Eukaryota; Viridiplantae; Streptophyta; Magnoliopsida; Malpighiales; Linaceae
Source: the annotation of a GenBank genome assembly